Messenger RNA from Andrographis paniculata, 1957 nucleotides. Its product is annotated as protein HOTHEAD-like. Gene Ontology annotation, molecular function: oxidoreductase activity, acting on CH-OH group of donors; flavin adenine dinucleotide binding. The record is from RefSeq and is a predicted model, not a curated record. NCBI's taxonomy places the organism in Eukaryota, Viridiplantae, Streptophyta, Magnoliopsida, Lamiales, Acanthaceae. The transcript is spliced from 3 exons. Bases 108 to 1817 code for a protein of 569 amino acids.
CGUAAUUAUUUCCCUCCAAAUUAAUUAUAAAAAGAGGGGUUGGAACCAUUCUGUUCUAAUCUCCUCAAGAAUCUCAAAAUCCAAUUUUUUUUAAUUUUGUUCAAGAAAUGGGUUUACCCAAUCUUGUCUGGAUCAUCUUUUUCCUAUCGAUUCUUGCUUCUUCUUCUGCUGAAAGAGCGCCGUACACCUCCUUCGCGAGAGAAGCCACGUCAGCGCCGGCGGCGGAGUACUACGACUACAUAAUAAUAGGCGGCGGCACGGCGGGUUGCGCCAUGGCGGCGACGCUCUCCGCCGCCGCGAAAGUUCUCCUUCUGGAGAGAGGCGGCUUGCCGUACAACAACCCGAAUGUUUCCAACAUCGCCGGAUUUCCAUUAACGCUGGCGGACACUUCCCGGAGCUCGCCGGCGCAGCUGUUCGUAUCCACCGACGGCGUCUUCAACCACCGCGCUAGAAUCCUCGGCGGCGGCUCAGCCAUCAACGCCGGCUUCUUCACCCGCGCCAGCUCCCAGUUCAUCGAGCAAGUCGGCUGGGACCCUCGGCUCGUCAACGAAUCCUACGCCUGGGUCGAGGACAAAGUCGCGUUCCAGCCGCGGCUCCGCCAGUGGCAGGCGGCUGUGCGCGACGGCUUGCUCGAGUCGAGAAUCUGGCCGUGGAGAGGCUUCACGUACGAGCAUCUACAUGGCACCAAAAUCGGCGGCUCGAUUUUCGACGACUUGGGCCGCCGCCACACCGCCGCCGAUCUCCUCGAAUACGCCGAGCCGACCAACAUCCGCGUGCUCCUCCACGCGACGGUCCAAAGAAUCAUCUUCAGAACCCGGCCGGGCCGGGCCCCCAAGGCCCACGGCGUGUUCUACCGGGACGGCUCGCAUCGGCGCCACUGGGCGCUUCUGAGGAGCAGCGCGAAGAGUGAGAUUAUUUUGUGCGCCGGCGCGCUGGGCAGCCCGCAGAUGCUGAUGCUGAGCGGGAUCGGGCCCGCCCGACAUCUGCUCCGGCAAGGAAUUCCGGUGAUUUUGGACCAUCCGAUGGUCGGGCAGGGGAUGUCCGACAACCCGAUGAACGCCGUCAUAGUUCCGUCGCCCCGGCCGGUGGAGAUAUCGCUGAUUCAGGUCGUCGGAAUUACAAAUUCCGGCAGCUACGUGGAAGCCGCCAGCGGUUUCUUGGAGCUCGCUUGGUUUCAUCGAAUUGCUCAACGAUACGCUGAAAUAGUUAAUCGGACAAUUCCGCCGUACGAAUCUCCCGGAAACGGGACUAACUCAAACGGCGGCGGGAUGGGCAUAUCACAGCUGUACCAGGACCCGACCGUCCAGGCCGGGUUGAUUCUCGAGAAAAUAAUGGGGCCGUACUCGACGGGGCAUCUGGAGCUCGUGAGCCGGGACCCGGGGGAAAAUCCGAGGGUAACGUUCAACUACUUCCAGGACCGGAGAGACGUGGAGAGGUGCGUCCAGGGUAUGGAGGUGAUCCGCCGGGUCGUCGAGUCGAGGGCAGUUUCGCCAUUUCGCUACCCCUUCACGUCAUUCCGGAGCUUUAUCAAUCUCAUGCUGUCCUUUCCCAACAAUCUCCGGCGCCGCCACCUCACGGCGGCGUAUUCGCUGGAGCAGUUCUGCCGGGACACUGUAAUGACCAUCUGGCAUUACCACGGCGGCUGCCACGUCAACCGCGUCGUCGACGGCGAUUAUAAGGUCAUCGGCGUCGAUGCGCUGCGCGUCGUCGACGGAUCGACGUUCGCCAGCUCCCCCGGAACUAAUCCUCAGGCCACCGUAAUGAUGCUCGGAAGGUACAUGGGACAGAAAAUCUUGCAGGGACGAUCGGAAAGUUAGUGUGGUCGCCGGCGCCGGAGAUGGAUGUAAUUGUUGAGUUCUUUUGCUAUUUAAGUGUUAGUUUGUCCGUCGUCAAAUUUAUUUUCACUUUCUUUUUUAGGUUGUCUGUUAAAUUUAUCAUAUUACUAAUUUUGACAAAG